CCCAAAAACGCAACUAUGGGAGAGGUGCCUCACAGCGUGCCUCAAAUUUUGGGUAUAGGUCUGUUAUGUGAUCGUGGCGCAGCAGACCGCUCCUUCCCGAGUUCGUUAGCGCAAAUGAGUCACUAUGAUAUGAUCGCACCGCCAUACGACACAUCCUACAAUACGUGAAUCCGCUGCGGAGUCAUGAUUUGAGUCCCGAUCAGGUACAAGGUGGUAUACUUGAUAAAUAAUGGAAAGGUAGAGGUGAUGUCCUAAGUUUUUAUAAGUAGAUUCAAUUUGUUCUAACUGCUCAGCGACGUUUCUACAAUUCUUCCAAGAUCCCAAAGCUAUGGAGGGCCAUCAUACGACUUCGGCUUCUAGGACCAUUCCGGUGACAUCUUACGAGACUGCACUUUGUAUUCUACUGCCAGUCGAGCAGUGCGAGCACAUUGACAACCUACGCGAGCUUUACGACAAAGCAUAUGGAGCAUGGCCAGCUCAUAUAAACCUCGUAUACCCAUUCGUUGCGCCCGAGCAUCUUCCGCAGGCACGACAGCAGAUUCAAGCACAAAUUCAGAGCAAGCUGAACUCUUUUACGUCACGUCAAGUCAAGCUCGAAUCAGCCGUCCUUCUCCAGCAACGACACAACAGCACCGCAGUUCUACAAGAGUCUCGAGAUUCAUCAGGUGGUUCCUUGGACGAACUGCGAUCUUUGUCCCUCGAGGCUCUUGGUCACAAACCCCAACCAAACAACUUCCACUUGACUGUGGGCCAAACUGAAGAUAACUCACUAGCUUCACGCGAGUUUUUGUUAUCCAAAUUACAGCUACUACCAACCUUGAGUUUCGAGAUUGGUCCAUUGGUCAUCCUUGUCCGCGAACGAACAUCGGGCUCGCAACUUGCAUAUCGAAUGCGACUGUGGGGUUUGAUUGACACUAUUUUUGCACCAACUAGAUCUACGGUCCCAACACCGGAGUACUGGCUUAGAGAAAGUUCGUCUAGCGCUGUUGAUGAAGAACAAGAGGACGAUGAGGCCGAAUCAUCUCACCAAACAAAAAAAUUCAUCCGUACUAUCAAAUCUGGCAAAUCUUUCUUCUUCGAUAAAGUUUUGGGGAUUUGGAUCAAAGCGAAGAUGAUAGAACCAAGCCACAUGAGACAAAAUUCGCUUGUAGUAUCAAGCUACAAUGUCCUGGUCAAAUCCGAAUUCCCACCAGCCCAGAACCGCGAUCCGCUUCUGAUCCGGACGUUGCUGUCAGAUACAGCAGAAGCAGAUAUCACCGUUCUGCAAGAAGUAUCUGAUAACUUUCUCUCGGCCCUCCUCAACCAUCCAGAUAUCCAGAAACAGUAUCCGUUCAGCUCUCAUGGGCCGCCAAGCCAACCGGACAUUGGCCCACUGCCCAGCCUACGGAACGUUGUCAUUAUUAGCAAGUGGCCAUUUCGAUGGGACUCAGUUCCAUUCCACAGAAGACACAAGGGUGCUGUAGUUGCAACUUUUGAUUCUGCCGCUAUUGGUGGUUCUUUGGUCGUUGCAGGAAUUCAUCUCACGUGCGGCUUAACCGAUGGCUCCGUUGCCGCGAAGAAGAUACAGAUACAGAAGCUCUUCAACUAUUUAACCUACCAACACAGUGAUAGCCCAUGGAUCGUUGCUGGAGACUUCAAUCUAACAACUUCAGUCCACACCAUCGACAAUGCAUUGGAGCUCAGGUCGAUCACUGGCCAGACGAAACACACUCUUGCUGCUGUCGAAGACCAGCUACGCGGAGACGGCCUUCUAGAUGCGUGGGUAGUCACUCGUAAUGAGCGGAUUAGCAGUGUGAUCAGUGUUGACACCAACGCAUUGUUCGACGGAGAGGAAGGGGCUACUUUCGAUCCAAGAAACAAUAUACUUGCGGCUGAAUCGUCUGGAACGUCCCAAAAUAGACCGCAACGAUACGACCGUAUCCUUGUCCGGCCACGGGAUAAACUUCAGAUCACCGGCUUUAGGAUGUUCGGGCUACCCGCAGGUGUCGACGGUACAAACGUGGUUCCGAGUGACCACUAUGGAGUGAGAGCUUCCAUGCAACUUUGCAGACCCCCCGAACAACUCUCUCCAGAUCAUCAUGAAUUGUUAAAGAGUUUCAAAGUGGCUUUCCAGAAUCGCUCCCAUCUAGCUCUUCCAGAUCUGGAGUCCGCAUUGCAGGAAAAUCACAUGUUUCUAAGCGAGGAAGAGAGGACGAAACGGCAAGCGGCGUUCCAUUUACUGAGAGAAGCGGUACUUGGUAAAUUCUGCAACGAAAGUUCAGUGUCGGCUGAUGUUCCACUAAGAAUUGUACCAGUGGGCUCUUUCGCGCUGAAUGUCGAUACGUCGACAUCGGACAUCGACUGCCUUUGCAUUGGUUCCAUUAGCUCAAAGAUCUUCUUCAAGCUCGCACGCCAAAGACUACAGAGGGCUGAGACCUACGGCAUUCGCAUACUCCGGAAGGUCGAGGCAAGUACAGGGACAAUGCUCGAACUUUCUGUCAAUGAUGUAGUUAUGGAUUUACAAUACUGCCCUGCCGCUCGAAUUGUGGAGAGAUGGUCGGAAAUCGAUGGAUUGGCUCCAUCAGAUCCGAUAUUCAACCUCUCAAUCCUCUCUUUGCGAAAACUGAAGCCUUACCGCGACUUAGCUUACAUCAAACGUACAUUGCCUGAUCUCAGUACGUUCAGCGUGGCGUAUCGGGCCAUCAAACUUUGGGCUUUUCAACGUGGCAUCUACUCCUCGAAGUUUGGGUAUCUAGGAGGCAUACACAUUACUCAGAUGUUGUCUUGGGUCUACAAGCGCGUUGCGCACGAUGUCGCUACCCAUGGAGACCAUCUUAUCGCAGUCGGCGAUCUCGUAGCAACUUUCUUCCAUUAUUACGCAAACUUCAACUGGGCUAACGAUAUGGUCUUUGAUGUCUUUUUCCACAGGCACAAGCCGCGCUAUCAUCGGACUACGCGGGAGCCGAUGGUGAUUUUGGGAUUACAUCCCCCCAAUUCGAACAUAGCGCAUACAUCGACGUUGCCAGGGUUAUUGACACUGGUGAAGGAGUUCAAGACUGCAGAUUCGCGGUUGUCAGACCCCUCCACGACCUGGCAGAGUUUCUUCAUGCCUACUGGUAUACACACUUUCGAUGGCAUGGGAAUUGGCGAGACGGAGUUCCUGCAAGCCUACAAGAGCUAUGUGCGCAUUGACAUACACUUCUGGGGCCGUACGCUCGCAAAAGGCAAAGGGUUAGUAGGCUGGGUAGAAUCGCGUUGCCUACCACUCGUUAUCGACAUCCACAGAAACUUUCCAGAAUCCAACAUCCGAUUGUGGCCUGCACGUUUCGCCGACAAUGAGCUUCACCAGCUUGAUGAGAAUAAGGACUAUAAUGGCUGUUACCUCAUUGGCCUUCAAGGACUCACUAAUGCAAAUCUGAUGUUCACAAACAGAGACGAGCGGCAAGCUGCAAAGCAGUCUUUGGACAAGAUUAUCGAAGGGUUCCUCACUCAGCUCAGGAUGGAUGAGAAGAACUAUGACGCGAACAGUUCAUGGAUCGAUGCAUCAAUCGUUACGCAACGCGACCUCCGUAAACUUCAAUUAGAUAAGCGCGACUGGGGCGUCUUUGCAAUGGAGAUCGAGCCUGACUCGGACGAGGAAGAGGAGCUGGACGACGUCAACACCGACGAUGUCGAACUACCCAAGCAGCCGAUGCGUUGUAAGCCGAAGUCAUCAUCGAAGCCCGUGUCCAUGAUGAAGCUACGACCAGCUUCCGACGUUCUCAAUCGUCUGCGCUGGGAUCCAAGUCUCGAUCCUACAGACUAUAUCAUCGGCUACGAGGACCGGUUUAUCGGUACAAAAGAAAUCAGUCUCGAGAAGUGGAAGACCGAGCAGACAGACGAGGAGUUCAUUCCUCAGCACCGCAUCUUGUUCUUCCGCAAAAAGGUCGGUGGUGCAGGUAACAGUAAGGGUGAAGUGGUUUGGGAGCGUGCGACGAGAAUCGACAAGGUGUUUGGUAGCGGCGCUGGCGCUGGAUUGUAAGCGACACACUUUGCCUGCGUAUAGUACUUGCCUCUCACGUUGCAGGAUAAACGGCGGACUAAGGAUGUAAGCCAAAUACACCUUACAACAGCAGAGUAGGGGAAACACCGAAACAGCUCUACGACGUGCUCUUUUUUGCCUACAAUCUGGGUGAUAGUUAAGUAGGUUUUAGCUUUGAGUAUUAUAAUA
Molecule: messenger RNA, 4189 nt
Organism: Boeremia exigua
Lineage: Eukaryota; Fungi; Ascomycota; Dothideomycetes; Pleosporales; Didymellaceae
Exons: 3
Coding region: 329-4000 (1223 amino acids)
Cellular component (GO): nucleus
Molecular function (GO): RNA binding; poly(A) RNA polymerase activity
Source: RefSeq, a predicted model, not a curated record